Molecule: messenger RNA, 3342 nt
Organism: Zymoseptoria tritici IPO323
Lineage: Eukaryota; Fungi; Ascomycota; Dothideomycetes; Mycosphaerellales; Mycosphaerellaceae
Product: putative ABC/SMC6 protein
Exons: 2
Coding region: 1-3342 (1113 amino acids)
Biological process (GO): double-strand break repair via homologous recombination
Cellular component (GO): nucleus; Smc5-Smc6 complex; site of double-strand break
Molecular function (GO): damaged DNA binding; single-stranded DNA binding
Source: RefSeq, a predicted model, not a curated record
AUGCUCUCCACUUCUGCAACAUUGACCACCGCGAGAAUGUCCCAUCGCAAGCGGUCGCGCGCCACCGACGACGAUGGCAGCCCCGAAGUUGAAAUCGAAAGCGCCAACUCGAGUUUCCGCCAAAAUCACAACAAGCGAUCCCGCGUUACGCUCGCUUCUGAACGUGGAGGCUCCGUUGUCUCAGACGAGGAGGACUACCUCGCUGGAUUUGAAGAUGGACCGGAAGAGGAGGACUACACGAUGCAUCAGGAUUCCAGCGACGACGAGCUCGAAGAAGACAACCUCGACGAAGCUCAUGCCACACAAAUCGUAACAAAGCAGAUGAAUCAGUACAAUGAGAAUCUCGCUUCCGAACAAGGUGUCAUUCAAGAGGUGUACUGCCGGAACUUCAUGUGUCAUAGCAAUCUGCGUGUCAAGUUUGGGCCAUUGAUCAACUUCAUCAUCGGACACAACGGCAGUGGAAAGAGUGCCGUUCUCACGGCGCUGCAGGUAUGCUUAGGCGGCAGGGCGGUCGGCACGAAUCGCGGGAAGAGCAUGAAAGACAUGAUCAAGGAGGGCCAGGAGAGUGCGACGUUGGCAGUGAAGAUCAAGAACGAAGGCGAGGACGCGUAUAAGCCGGAUAUCUACGGCGUGAGCAUCACGGUGGAGCGCCAUUUCUCCAAGUCGGGCAGCAGUGGAUUUCGCUUGAAGAAUGACCAGGACAAGAUCAUCUCCAACAAGAAGUCUGACGUGGAUGACAUGCUGGACUACUUUGCCCUACAAUUAGAUAACCCGAUCAACGUCCUGACUCAAGAUAUGGCUCGAGCAUUCCUGUCCAACAGCACACCCUCCGAGAAGUACAGGUUCUUCAUCCGCGGAACACAGCUCGAAAUGCUCGACCAGGACUACAAGUUGACCGAGGAGCGGCUCGACAACACUCAGGAGAAGCUGAGGCUGCGUCAGGACGACAUUGCCGUUCUCAAGUCCAAGGCUCAAAAGGCAGAAGAGCGCAAGAAGCAGCUUGACCGCGCGGCGUCAAUCCAGACCAAAAUUGAGGAAACAGCGCGCGUGCACGCUUGGGCUCAAGUCAAGGAGGAGGAAAACCUGCUCGCCGGUUGCGAGCAAGAUGUGAGCAACAAAGAGGCUGAAGUUCGAGAGCUAGAAGAAGCCGCUCAAGCCGUCAGCGACACCCACGAAGCACAUGUUAGCGCCAAGGAGGCUGCUGAACGUGCAGUGGAGGCGCUUAGAGAAGCUUUGCCUCCGCUCGAAGAAGCUUCUACCGACGCGGAAGCGAAGUUCAUCAAGAACAAGGAUGAUCUGACGGCAGCCCACAGAGAGUCGCGAACUAUCAGAGAUAGCAUCAAGAAAGCCAAGGCCGACGUCAGGCGUCUGCAGGGGCACGUCACGGACGAGGAAGCCCGCCUGGCUGGUGCAGCAGGCGACGCCCAUACGGCUCGGUUGAAUCAGCUGGAGGAGCUGAGGGAAAACGCGCAGGCCGCCAAGCGCGAACACAAAGAGCAUUGUGAUAGGAAGGCAGACAUUGAUAAAGCUUGUACUCUGGCUCAAGCCCGCUACGAUGCCGCGCAGCCUGUUGAACAAAAAGCGAGGCAGGCUCUUGAUUCCGCCAAGCGUGGAAAGGAGCAGCUCGAACGAGGCCAAGGACGACCUUUUGCGCCGUACGACAGGAACAUGGAAAGGCUGUUGAAGGAGAUGGACAGAGAAACCCGUUGGAAAGUCAAGCCGGUGGGACCUAUGGGUUUUCACAUCUCUUUGCUCAGACCAGAAUGGUCCCCGAUUCUGGAAAAGGUCUUUGGCGGUGCUUUGGGAGGAUUCGUUGUGGCGAACCGCUCUGACCAGGACCUUCUGAGCAACAUCAUGCGGAGAGUGGGUUGCGGCCCCAUUCCAAUCUUCAUUUGUCCAAAGACUGAGCCGCUGGACAUGACUGACAAAGAGCCACCAGCCGGUGUCGAGACCAUUCUUCGGGUGCUGCGAAUCGACAACACCAUGGUGUUGAACCAACUGAUCAUCUCGAACUACAUAGACACCACCUGCUUGGUCAAGGGCUUGAAAGAGGCUACCGCUUUCAUGUACCCUGAACACGGACCACAACGACAUCACCGGGUCAAGGCAACGAUUGCUCUGGUCAAACCCGGCCACGGCACUCGACUCGACGUGUCUCGCAGUAAUCAGCCGAAAAGUACUCCUGUACACCCCUGGAAUGGUCCGUCGAGGAUGAAGGUGGAUCAGGCGGAGCAAUUGGCAUUACAAGAGCGCAACAUCAGGGAUGCCGCCCGAGAGUUGACUGAGGCGCAGCAAAAUGUCACACAGCUUCGCGAUGCUUUGACCAAGGCAAAGCAGGCAGUUACAGCGUUCAAGCAGCAGGAGGCUAAGCUCAAGACUGCGGCUCAAAAGGCAGAAGAUGCUGUCGAAGCUUUAGAGUCGGAGAUUGAGAGCAACAGACCGCAAGACGGAAAGUUGCAAGCACUCCAAGAGCAGCUGACCGAAGCACAAAACGAGCAAAAAGCGCAAGAAGAUGCCUUUGAAGACUCCGUUAUCGCCAAAGAUAAGCUGGACGAGGUUGCGAACGAGCUCAAGCCAGACUUGGAAGAGAAGCAGAUGGCACUGCAACUACAGAAGGAGCGAAUCGCAAAGGCAGAGAAAAAGCUGGAGAGAUGCGAGACGCUUCGCACUGAUGCUCUAUGGGUGAAGAACGAGGCCAUUGCGAAAGUGGAGAGUGCGAAAGGCCACGUCGAGCGGCUUGAGGCCAAGCGGGACAAGCAGAAGGCCCGCGUGGAAGAAUUCGUCGGAUAUGCCGAAGAAGUUUGUGCUCGGGUUCCUGUGACCGCGUCCGUGCAAGAGCUGGACGAGCGUCUCGAAACUCUCAAAGCGCAGUAUAAAGAAGAGCAAAAGCGCGCAGGAGGCUCCAGGGAGGAACUCACCCUCGCGUAUGUGCAAGCACACAAGGCGUACAGUGAUGCGAAGAACCAGACAGAGUCCCUCACGGAGACCUCUCGCAAACUCGACAUCGUUGUCGAACCCGAUCCGACGAAGUCCUCCAUGGCCGGCCGUCAAGCCCGCACCUUGUCCGGCGGAGAGAAGUCUUUCUCCACGAUCUGCUUGUUGCUGAGUAUCUGGGAAGCAAUGGGCAGCCCGAUCAGGUGUCUGGAUGAGUUUGACGUCUUCAUGGACUCGGUCAAUCGCACACAGAGUAUGGCAAUGAUGAUCCAGGCUGCAAGACGUGCGGUUGGCAGGCAAUUCAUUUUGAUCACGCCGCAGGCGAUGGGUAAUGUGGAGAUGGGUGAUGAUGUAAAGAUUCACAAGUAUGCUCCUGCCCCUUUUGCUUGUAUAAUGAUAAUCCGCUGA